AUGGGCUGUCAUCCGAGGCUUCGAUGGUCAGUCCUGACGGUGGAACGUCGUGCAGGUGAGAGCCCGUACCCGAUCAUCGACACUAUCGGCACAAAGGCGAUCGGAGGGAUGAGUUCGUUUAAUGUCUGGUGGACGCUAGGCGGGAUGUGCGUCCUCGUAAUAAAACUCCUCGUGAAAGCACCUGGGAAGAACUCGGCGGAAUUCGUGUUCACCGACUUUGAAAACUUCACGGGCUGGGGCUCCCGGGGAUUCGUGGUCCUCCUCGGCUUCCUCCAAGCCGUCUACACCCUCGAGGGCUGCGGGACCGCUGCGCAAGUGGCCGAAGAAGCCAAGAACGCCGCCGUCCUCGCCACGCUCGCUGUCGUCUUCUCCAUUGUCCGCUCCUGGCUCAUCGGGCUCGCGUACAUGCUCGCGCUCCUCUUCUCCGUGCAGUCUGUCGCCUCCAUCCAGGGCACAUCGUACGCGAUCCCCAUCGCGCAGUUGUACUAUGACGCGGUGGGGAAAAGGCUACGCUGCUCGUGGUCGUUUUAUGCGCUUGCGAGGGAUAAUGCGAUGCCCAUGCGCGGGCGGUUUAUGGCGCUGAAUCGGAAUCAGGCGCCGUAUUUCGGCGUGUGGGUGUCGGUGCUGAUUGGCUGCAUCAUCUCUUGUGCGUAUAUCGGUUUCACCGUUGCAUUCAACGCUAUAUUGUCCUCGGCUGCCGUAGCAGUCAUGUUGAGCUACCUCUAG
Gloeophyllum trabeum ATCC 11539 is the source of this 726-nucleotide messenger RNA. RefSeq lists its product as uncharacterized. Gene Ontology annotation, molecular function: transmembrane transporter activity. Lineage: Eukaryota; Fungi; Basidiomycota; Agaricomycetes; Gloeophyllales; Gloeophyllaceae. The record is from RefSeq and is a predicted model, not a curated record. The transcript has 6 exons. Gene Ontology annotation, biological process: transmembrane transport. Gene Ontology annotation, cellular component: membrane. Bases 1 to 726 code for a protein of 241 amino acids.